Kalmanozyma brasiliensis GHG001 is the source of this 3378-nucleotide messenger RNA. Its product is annotated as Zn(2)-C6 fungal-type DNA-binding domain protein. Lineage: Eukaryota; Fungi; Basidiomycota; Ustilaginomycetes; Ustilaginales. Bases 1 to 3378 code for a protein of 1125 amino acids. Gene Ontology annotation, molecular function: DNA binding; zinc ion binding; DNA-binding transcription factor activity, RNA polymerase II-specific. The record is from RefSeq and is a predicted model, not a curated record. Gene Ontology annotation, biological process: regulation of DNA-templated transcription; DNA-templated transcription. The transcript has a single exon.
AUGUCAUACAAGAGCGAGGACGAGGCGCACGUCGCCUUUGAGCUCGUCUCGAUGCGCAACGGGCGAUCCAGCAUCUCCUUCGACAACUCACCCGCUCCUCCAUCCACUUCCACCCUCCCAGCACCAUCGCCGCGCACAACAGCAGUCUCCUCCGGCUCUCCUGCAACAUCACAGAAGAAGCGCUCGAAAUCCAGCUCGGACUCCAAAGCGUCCUCAACAGCAGCCGCCUCGAAAGUCAGCAAGGCGGACGAUGCUGCAAGCCCACCCGAAUCAAAGGGCAAAAAGCGCAGAAGAGUCGUCGUAGCUUGCGACACCUGUCGUCGCAAGAAGAUCAAGUGCGAAGGUCUUCCCAACCCAAACAACACCUGUAACAAUUGCACUGCCUACAACUAUCGUUGCACCUUCAGCAGCGAUGCCGACAGGUCCAGAGGCAAAUACGAGAUCCUCGAAAGCAAAGUCGAAACUCUCCUCAGCGCACUUCGCUCCGUAGCUCCGCAUAUAGCUCAGCAGUUCGAUCGUGGCGAGCUCAAUGUCACAGGCCCAAGUGGGUCCAGUGCACCACCACAGAACGCCAAUCCAUGGCAGUCUCUCGAGUCGCACGACCACUCUGGCAACGGCAAGAAUGACGACGACGAAGAUGACGAGCUCGCAGUAAACGACGGACACCGUGAAGCGAGCCGAUCUCGUCACGACCACGAGCUGCCCUCUCGCUCUGCCAGCGUCCGAUUCGCUCACGAUGGCCAUGACGCCGACGACGCGGAUGCAGCAGGCGACGGAAAUGGCAAUGCCGGCAGUUCCGCAGAGGCAUCCAAACGCGAAGAUAGGGAAGCUCUUCUGCCGGAUGUCGAAGAUGGUCGACCGCGCUACUUCGGUCGCUCCUCCGCAAUGACGCUCUUCAACACCAUCGGAGACGAGAGUCGUCCACCCAGUCCUGGAGCUGGAGCACAACGCUCUUCCGACAAUCUCAGUCACCAUGCUGGCAUCAGCUACGAGACACAUCGUCACCUCGGCACCCGUCACGCCAAAGCCAACUCGUCCAUGCCCUCCGCUGGAGCCAUCGGGCACAACAGCGGAGACAAAGCCUCGUCUGCAUCGGCGCCUCGCCCUCUCUAUCCCACCAAUUCGAAGGAGUGGAUCCAGCUGCUUCGUCGCAAGAACACCGUCGCCGUUGGUCGAGACGAUGCUGCGACCGAAGAAUGGUUCGAACGCUACACGCUCCCGGAUCGCGAUUUGAUCAAAGACCUGCUCGACGUCUUCUUCCAGCAGCUGCAUCCUCUCAUGCCCAUCGUCCAUCGCCCGUCUCUGGAACGGGACCUGGCCACGGGCCGCGCCGACAAGGACUCUGCAUUCAGAGGCUUUGUCUUUACCAUCCUCGCCAUCGCCUCACGCUUUUCGAACGAUCCGCGCGUGCUCGCGGACUCCGGCGACCCUGACACCGCAGGCGACCACUUUGCCGCCGCCAGUCGCCUCUACCACCAAGUGUACGCAGCAAGUCUGAUCAACGUUCAGGUCAUGAUCUUGACCGCAACUUUCAUGCAUGGUGCUAUCGGCCCCGGUGCCAGCUGGACUGUGCUCGGAGUUGCCAUUCGUGCGCUGCAGGAUAUCGGUCUGCACCAGGAGAAGGCAUACAGAGGCUUUUCGCCCUACGAGCAAGAGCUGCGAAGGCGAGUCUUCUGGGGUGCAUUCAUUCUGGAUUGCAUCUUCUCCAUCAACAUGGGUCGUCCAUUGGCGCUCAAGCUCUCGGACUGCGACGUCAAAGUGCCCCUCGAGAUUGACGACGACGUUCUCUUCAAGUACGAGUCCGGCGGACCCAUUCCGCCGCCUGCUCCGCGUUCGGCUUCGGACAAACCCAUCGUCAUGAGCGGCUUCGUGCACAUGAUCAAGCUCAACGUCAUCGUGCAAGAUGUUGUGCAUGUCCUCUACACGCCACGCUGGCGUCAAGACGGCAGCGGACGCGGCAAGCUUCCCGGCAACGCCAAGCAAAGAGCCAUGCCCGAGUAUAAGGAUAUGGUCAUCCUGUCCAAGCGGCUCGAAGAAUGGGUCGCCGAGACUCCAAGCCAUCUGCGCUCGAUCGAGAGCCCAUUCCGUCUUCAGGCAGGAUUGGUGCAAUGCGGCACGCACGACAUCCGUCUCUACAUCCUCAAGCCUUUCCUCGAGCACAGCGCCUUGCGCAAGAUGCUUCACCCGCAAUGCGUCUUCCACGCCCGCGAAUGCUUGCGCGUCGUCAUUGCACUGCACGAGGGCGACCACAUGAGCGAUCUUGUCUUCAUCUUCCAGCAGGCCUUCAUGAGCACGGCGACGUUCAUGAUUACCGUUUGGCACGAAUGCCGCGAGGUGGACAAGUUGGCCGAAGACAAUGAUCUGGUCGAAUCGACGCUGCGCAUCUUUGCCGCCUUUGACGAUCGCUACUUUUCGCGUCUCUUCCGUCGAGCACAUCGCAUCCUGCGCGACAUUGCGCUGCGGUCCAUGCAUACCAUGACUUCGGAUCAGCGCGAGAGGGUCAGUCGCAUGCUGGUACGCGCCGAUCUCCGCAUGUCGGGCGUGGUUCCUUCGACCAUGACGGGCAUGAAGUCCGCUUCUGGCAUGAUGCAGCCUCGUGCAGAUCCGACCUUGCCACCUUCAGCGAGGAUGGCCGCACGAAACGAGAGGCUGGACAGAAGAGUCAGUGGACAGUAUGGAGACUCAGGAGGUGCAGCAAGCGGAGGACACCUGUCGAACGAUCCCAUCUCGGCAGCUUCAUACAUCCACAGCUGGUCGCCGAUUCCGAGCGCGCCCAUGUCUCCCAGUCGCAACUCGAUCAGCGAAGGCAGCAAUGUGAGCGAGACGCAGAUCACCUCGGCGGCCUUUGGACAAUUUGUGACCAGCGGCGCAGCCGGUCAUGCUCCUGGAGGGGUCUAUAGCAGCGGCAACGGAAGCAACCAUCCAGCUGGCAUGCGUCCGAUGGACGGUGCCCCGUCCCCUCGAGCGAAUCUUGCCACGGGGAUGGAUGCAACGAUGGACCGGAUGACCACAAUCCAUCCGGCCUCGUUCGGGGAUGCGCGCGGUAUCAUGCCAUUGUACACGGAUGAUCCCGGCUCUGCGCAGCAUCAGCUGGAGGACCUCUCGUGGACCGACUACUUUUCAAAGUUCCUGGAUGACAUCGGAGGCGCAAACGCAUCCAUGGCGUCCAAUACGCCGGGCGGUGCAGGGAACGCCAUGGGCUCCUAUGCGCAUCACUCGCAAGCACAGAUGCCCAACAUGAUGGGCGUCACCACUCCGCAGGCUGCUUCGUCAGGCAACUUUGACGAGAUGCAAUUUGCCAUGGGCCCAUCACCUGUCACGCCGUCCGCCUACGGACAACACGGACAGUCACCUCGUCGUCCGCCUUCUUACCAGUAG